This is a messenger RNA of Megalopta genalis, 4607 nucleotides long. RefSeq names its product eukaryotic release factor 1 (gene eRF1). Gene Ontology annotation, biological process: translational termination. Gene Ontology annotation, molecular function: translation release factor activity. The record is from RefSeq and is a predicted model, not a curated record. Lineage: Eukaryota; Metazoa; Arthropoda; Insecta; Hymenoptera; Halictidae.
GCGGCCUCGAGGCGCUGCUCGCGCACCAACUCUUCAGUCUUUUUGCUUCCCAUUUUGUACCCUACAGUACAGUACGUCCACCGAAGUACUGACGUUUCGCUGUGCAUGGCCGACGUGUGCAUUCCGAGGUUCGCAUUCGCGUGGUACCUGCUGUGUCACAAUUAUUGCAUUUAAAACAUAACGAUCGCGGCAUACACCGACAUCGCUGAUACGAAAAGAAAAAUUCGUGAAUUCGGACUCCUGCUGCGAUUCGAACCACCUUUACAGACUCCAUCCCUCGUCGGUGGUGAAGGAUUAAUUUAGUAGGAACCCUGUAAACCGCGACCACGCGACACAACGCGCAGCAAUGUCCAACGAGGAGACUUCCGCCGACCGUAAUGUCGAAAUCUGGAAAAUCAAGAAACUCAUAAAAAGUCUCGAAAUGGCUAGAGGGAAUGGGACGAGUAUGAUUUCAUUGAUCAUCCCACCAAAAGACCAAAUAUCAAGAGUUAGCAAAAUGUUAGCAGAUGAGUUUGGAACAGCAUCAAAUAUUAAGUCUCGUGUAAAUAGAUUGUCUGUUCUGGGUGCAAUCACUUCAGUCCAACAUAGGUUAAAAUUAUAUACAAAAGUGCCUCCCAAUGGCUUGGUUAUAUAUUGUGGUACUAUUGUAACAGAAGAAGGAAAAGAAAAGAAGGUCAACAUUGAUUUUGAACCUUUUAAGCCUAUUAAUACUUCUCUUUACCUUUGUGAUAAUAAGUUUCAUACUGAAGCUCUUACAGCAUUGCUUGCGGAUGAUAACAAAUUUGGUUUCAUAGUAAUGGAUGGUAAUGGAGCACUGUUUGGCACUUUACAAGGAAAUACUCGCGAAGUACUACAUAAAUUUACUGUAGAUCUUCCAAAAAAGCAUGGCAGAGGUGGUCAAUCAGCGCUCCGUUUCGCUCGAUUACGUAUGGAAAAACGGCACAACUAUGUUCGAAAAGUUGCAGAAGUAGCCACUCAACUCUAUAUUAGUAAUGAUAAACCUAAUAUUGCCGGUUUAAUUUUAGCGGGUAGUGCUGAUUUCAAAACAGAACUUAGUCAAUCCGAUAUGUUCGAUCCAAGGUUGCAAGCAAAAGUUAUAAAAUUAGUAGAUGUUUCAUAUGGUGGGGAGAACGGUUUUAAUCAGGCUAUUGAAUUAGCUGCAGAAUCCUUACAAAAUGUAAAAUUCAUUCAAGAAAAAAAAUUAAUUGGACGUUAUUUCGACGAAAUCUCGCAGGACACGGGAAAAUAUUGCUUUGGCGUAGAAGAUACAUUAAGAGCACUUGAAUUAGGUAGUGUAGAGACCCUCAUUUGUUGGGAGAACUUAGAUAUUCAGCGAUAUGUUUUAAAAAAUCAUACAAACGCAGAAGAGAAAGUUUCACACCUAACACCAGAACAAGAAAAAGACAAAACUCACUUCACUGAUAAAGAGAGCGGGGUAGAAUUGGAACUCGUAGAGUGUCAACCUCUGCUCGAAUGGCUUGCAAACAAUUACAAGAGCUUCGGCGCCACCUUGGAAAUCAUUACGGACAAAUCUCAAGAAGGUUCCCAAUUUGUAAGAGGUUUUGGCGGCAUUGGAGGUAUAUUGCGGUACAAAGUGGACUUUCAGAGCAUGCAGUUGGAGGAUGUUGAAGUUGAUAGUUUUGAUCUGGAUGACUAUUAAAUCUGUGCGACAACAGACAGUUCUUUUAGCUACAGAAGAAAACAUAAGUAUAUGUUCUCCCUUGAUAAAUUAUCAUAUGAUGCAACAUGUGCAACACACACACACACACACAAAAUAUAUGUACACACCAACAGAGAGGAACAAUUACACACAUAUAUACAUCAUAAAAUUAUUCAUUAGAGUUCAUUUAAGCAAUCGAUAUACAAAAGAGAGAAGCACAAGAUGCAGCGCGCCGAUAAUCCAUGUCCAUGAAGAAAAAAGGCAACUCGAAGACUGUGACACUUAAUUAAGCCAGCUUGAUACCUGCCUAUUCUCACACAACAUUACCUUGUAUUACAAUUAUAGUCUUUAAUUAUUCACAUGGAUUUAUUUCAAUAAUUACACGCGCUACAGUGCUGAAUAUGUUUGUACAGUACAUGAUUUAAAACAUCAUAAUUUUAUAUAAAAUUGAUGUUUGUCAUUAUAUUAUGAAUUUUAGGGUGGAAAAAAAUAUAAGUAAAAAAGAGUACUCUAACGGCGAAGAUGUAGCGUUAUUUUUGUUCAGACACAAUCAUAAUAAGCUGUAAUAAACUGAUUAUUAUAAACUUGAAGUUGCGUAUCGUGCAUUCUAUACCGAUUACUAAAUUCAUAUGAAUAAUGAAGAGUUCUGUACAUAGACUUAAAUUUUUAAUGGCACUGUUGCCUUAGACAUAAGUUAAGGUCGUGUAAUAUCCCGGGAAAAAUAAAACCUUUCCGUCUCAUCGAGUGAUACACAUAUGUAAACAUAAGAGAUAAUUUUCGUAAUCUAUAUUAACUUCGCUGGCCCUCGACUCUUAUAUUUUGUACACUCACAAAUGUAUAUAACGAAUGCUUCGCAUGUGUAUCAAGGUAUCUUUUUGAUUGUUACAAACGGUGCACUCCAUUAGUAAAAGAAAAUAAUAUCUUCCACAAUAUUUGCGUGGUAGUUAUUUGAAAAAAGAAGAAAGAAAACGCAGGAAAUGUUACGAAAUUAUUUUAACAUUGUUAAUUUAACUGGCUUAUUCAUAUGAUGCCUUUGUAAUAAACAAUAAUAUGUAUGUAUAAGUAUGGGAAGAAUGAAACGUACAAUUUUGGUGAAGUAUCUUUUAUGAAAUAUCGCUGUAUAGUAUAAAAGAAAAUUCUUGUGAAUGUUGUGAAAAUCUUUGGUAAAACUAAUAUAUUGUUAAUUGAUAGUAUAAUUAGAUAUUAUUUAUACUAUUUCACCAUAUGUGAUGAAGGGAGCAAAGUUUUACGGAAAACUUCAUCAAAAUAGAACGUUCAAGGAAAGAUCCGGCUUACGGUAUGUGCACAACGAAUUUCGAAUCAUGGUUUACAAGUAUUGUAUCUGUGUAUUGUCUUUACGAAACUGAUGUGUUAAAUAUCGGCUUAAUGUUUCUUGGAAUUUUUAUAUGUAAACAUUCUUUCAAUAGGUAUCUAGGUAAUUAUUUAUUACUAUGUCGGUGCGAUUAGUUCUUCUGCUUAGCAGAAGCUUGUUUUAAGUAUGCUUAAGUCCUAGUUCUGUAAGAACACGAUAAACACUUUGAGGGAGACUAGGAAAAGCCUUGUAAUCUUUGUAAUCAUAUUUUAUUUUUGUUUGUCUUGAGACGUAGUCUAUUACACCUUAUUUAAACGUGUCAAUGACGUACUUAGAUUAUGGCUUACCUAUGAUCUCUUGUAUGAGCAUAGUUGUAUAAUAUGCUAACAAAUCUACAAUUUUACGUUUUUUUCGGCAGUUUAUAUUCUCACGUAUUGCAUUACCAAAAUAUUUUUAUUUUGUCAGGAACUAUUUAUGUCUGACAAGGCAAUACAAAGAUGUAAUUAUUACAAAAUUUUUAUUAAUCAAACUCUUUAAACGUACGGAUUUAAUACCUCAUAUUUUGUAUGUAUCAUACGUGUAAUUAAACACGUCAGCUGCGUUUGAAGUUUUCACAGAAUUUAGUGCGAAGAGGAUACCGUAGAAUUAUGGAUUUCAAGUUCAACGAUUUGGAGUUGGCUGUACUAUGAGAUUCAAGUUCUAUUUUAAAACAAUGUUCUGUGAAGUGACAAAAAGGGAUAUUGAAAUAAUGAUUAUGAGAUAUAUUAUGGAACACAAAAAGUCCAUAUUUAUAAAAAUUCCUGUUAUAGAAAUUAAAAUUAUCUUGGAGAAAUUGUUUUUAUUAUCAAAUUACACAUUCACAAAUAUACAAAAAAGGUUUUCUGCCGUGUUUCUUUUCAUAAUUAUUACAAUAUAUGUAAUCACAACAUACAUAAAAUUUAUCGUUUAGUAAGAUAAGAUUAAUGAACUUGUAUAUAUAGUUGAAAACUAUAUGUGACUCAGCAAUUAAACAUUAUUUCUAAUCCCCCUUUUUUCACAUGCGCAUUACUUAAAAUUUAUACAAAAAGGAAAUGAACAUGUCGUUAAUAUCGAAGUUUCAUUAGAAUCUGGAUAGAUUUAAAUAUGAAGAAUAAGAAGUAAGUGAAAAAUACAAUCUAUGUUUCUCAUGCAAAUAAGUUGCUAUUAGGGCCCGGAAAUAUACAAAACGUAUGCUCCCACGGAGCAUUUUAAAAAUAAAUAAUUACAAAUGUUUAAUAUAUAGAAAUACACAUAGAAUUCGACUAAAUAAUAAUGGUAAUACGAAUUGACAAAAUAGAUGAUAAACAGUAUUUAGAAUGAUUACUCCGUGAUGGAUUUGUGAUGAGCAAUAUUUCCAGGCUCCGAUUAUAACAAUUCUCUUCACAUUUGCAAUUUUAUUAAUGUUUCCCUUUUUAUAUGUAUAAGCAAAUUUUGGUUACACACUAUAGUGAAAAGAAUGUCUUUGAUUAUUGAUAAUUGAUAAGACAUGUUUACCUACGUAACAGAGUGCAGUUAAAUAGAAAAGCUGCCCUUUCCAGUCUAUUAUCCAACUUGAUUCUUAUCAAUAAGAAAAAAGGAUAUUAGCAUAAUAUAAUAAAAAGGAGUUACACAGUGGGA